AGACCCCAAUUUAAUGCCAACCCAAUACUCAACUUUCCUCCUUCACGGGCAGCUAUAAAACAAACCCCAUUCUCUCAUUAACAAUAACCAUUUUUUUAAGCAACAUGGCUUCUGUUUCAAUGAGAGAAAACAGAGUAGGCUGUAGUAGUACUAAUGGUAGUAGGUACUCUGUUUUGCUCUUAGUCACUCUGGUCUGUCUCGUUCUGGGCCGAGUUUCGGGACAGAACCCGGUCUUCGCCUGCGAUGCCGGGUCGAACGGGUUCGGGUUCUGUGACAAGUCGUUGGGGGUUGAUGCGAGAGUGGCGGACCUGGUGAAGAGGCUGUCGUUGCAGGAGAAAAUAGGGUUUUUGGUGAACAGUGCUGGGAAUGUGAGUAGGCUUGGGAUUCCCAAGUACGAAUGGUGGUCGGAGGCUCUCCAUGGAGUUUCGUAUGUUGGUCCUGGAACUAAGUUUUCCAGUGUCGUUCCUGGGGCCACUAGCUUCCCUCAGGUCAUUUUGACCGCUGCCUCUUUCAAUGCUUCUCUCUUUGAAGCCAUUGGAAAGGUAGUUUCAACUGAGGCAAGGGCAAUGCACAACGUAGGAUUGGCAGGGUUAACAUUUUGGUCACCAAAUAUCAACAUUUUUAGGGAUCCUAGAUGGGGAAGAGGCCAAGAGACACCCGGAGAAGACCCUCUCCUCUCCAGCAAAUACGCUGCGGGUUAUGUCCGAGGCCUACAACAAACCGACGACCCUAACCGGCUCAAGGUCGCCGCUUGUUGCAAGCAUUACACGGCCUAUGAUUUGGACAAUUGGAAAGGCAUUGAUCGUUACCACUUCAAUGCAAAGGUGUCAAGGCAAGAUUUGGAUGACACUUUCCAACCCCCAUUCAAGAGUUGUGUUAUAGAUGGGAAUGUUGCUAGUGUCAUGUGCUCUUACAACCAGGUUAAUGGGAAGCCAACUUGUGCUGACCCCGACCUUCUCUCUGGUGUCAUCAGAGGAGAAUGGAAAUUGAAUGGGUACAUUGUUUCUGAUUGUGACUCAGUGGAUGUGUUGUUCAACUCCCAACACUACACUAAGACACCCGAAGAAGCUGCCGCCAAGUCUAUAUUAGCUGGUUUGGAUUUAGACUGUGGAUCUUUCUUAGGAAAACAUACAGAAGCAGCUGUGAAUGGAGGACUAGUGAAUGAGGCCGCCGUGGACAAGGCCAUUUCGAACAAUUUCGCCACAUUGAUGCGAUUGGGCUUCUUCGACGGAGACCCAAGAGAGCAACAAUACGGAAAAUUGGGCCCAAAAGAUGUGUGCACUGAGGCCAACCAAGAGCUGGCCCGUGAGGCUGCAAGGCAAGGCAUUGUGUUGCUCAAGAACAGUGCUGGCUCACUUCCUCUUUCACACACUGCUAUCAAAACUUUGGCCGUUAUUGGGCCUAAUGCCAAUGUCACCAAGACCAUGAUUGGAAAUUACGAAGGCGCACCAUGCAAAUAUACCACUCCUUUACAAGGUUUGGCGGCCAUGGUAACUACUAGUUACCACCAAGGUUGCGCCAAUGUGGGAUGUGGCACCGCCCAGGCGGACGACGCUGCGAAGAUAGCGGCAGCAGCCGACGCAACCGUGCUGGUGGUGGGCGCUGAUCAGUCCAUAGAAGCCGAGAGUCGGGACCGAGUGGACCUACAUCUUCCGGGACAGCAGCAACUCCUAAUAACAACAGUAGCAAAGGCCUCUAAAGGGCCAGUUAUUCUUGUUAUAAUGUCAGGAGGAGGUUUUGACAUUUCUUUUGCCAAAAAUGAUGAUAAGAUUACUAGCAUUCUUUGGGUUGGUUAUCCUGGUGAGGCCGGUGGUGCUGCCAUUGCUGAUAUCAUUUUUGGUCAUUACAAUCCAAGUGGAAGGCUGCCCAUGACAUGGUAUCCCCAGUCAUAUGUCGAUAAAGUCCCAAUGGACAACAUGAACAUGCGACCCGACCCGUCCACAGGCUAUCCGGGUCGGACUUAUCGAUUCUACACGGGCGAAACCAUCUAUGCAUUCGGAGAUGGGUUAAGCUACACCCAAUUCCACCACCAUCUAGUCAAAGCACCAAAGAUGGUUAACAUUCCUUUAUCGGAGAGUCACACGUGUCGCUUAUCUAGGUGCACCUCAUUACAAGUCGAUGAUCCGUCCUACAGCUGCGAAAACCUCGCCUUCGACAUCCAUUUAAGGGUCCAAAACAUGGGAAAGCAUAGUGGGUUCCAGACAGUUUUCUUGUACUCAAGCCCACCUUCGAUCCAUAACUCACCCAAGAAGCACUUAUUGGGCUUUGAGAAGGUUUUCGUACAGGCCCAAUCAGAGUCACCAGUGAAGUUUAGGGUUAAUGUGUGCAAGGAUUUGAGCUUGGUGGAUGAGAUUGGGACUAGGAAAGUUGCUUUAGGGCAUCAUUUGCUUCAUAUUGGGGACUUGAAACACUCGUUGAGUUUGAGGGUUUGAAAAAAAAAAGGAAAUAGGGGUUUCAACUAGUUUGUUCCCUUGAUUUUUCUUUCUUUUAUUUGGGGAAAACUAUAAAUAUUUAUUAUUCCCCUUUGGUGUCAACAUUUUCUAGAGGAGAAAAAAUUGAAUGCAAAAUUGAGAGAGCUAUAAAUAAGUUGAGAGAAUUGUCAAGAUUAUCUCAAUGAUAUUUGGUGUAGCCAUCUGUAAUUGUUCAAAAUCAAAAGAUUUUGAAAUUUUAAUGAAGACUUGAUAAAUUUAUGCC
Messenger RNA from Humulus lupulus (European hop), 2694 nucleotides. Its product is annotated as beta-xylosidase/alpha-L-arabinofuranosidase 2-like. Gene Ontology annotation, molecular function: xylan 1,4-beta-xylosidase activity; alpha-L-arabinofuranosidase activity. NCBI's taxonomy places the organism in Eukaryota, Viridiplantae, Streptophyta, Magnoliopsida, Rosales, Cannabaceae. Gene Ontology annotation, biological process: xylan catabolic process; arabinan catabolic process. The transcript has 7 exons. The record is from RefSeq and is a predicted model, not a curated record. The coding region runs from base 105 to 2432 and encodes 775 amino acids. Gene Ontology annotation, cellular component: plant-type cell wall.